UGAACCAAUCAGGGUGCAGGGUUCCGGGGAGCCGCCCAAUCAGGACGCAGGGCCCAGAGCGCCGUCCAAUGAGAUCGGAGGAGGGCGUACUCCAGUCGCGUGUCCACCGCUCCUCGGCGGCCCCGGCGGCCGUGCGCACCUGCCCCGCGCGGCUGCUCGCGUCCCGGCCUCCUCGGUCUCGUAGGCCCCGGUCGCGCAGCCGCGGGCUGGACGCAGGAAGAGCCCCGAGCGGGAGCGCGAGAUGGACGCGGUGGUCUUUGCGGAUGUGGCUGUGAACUUCACCCCGGAAGAGUGGGCUUUGCUGGAUCAUGGUCAGAGGCAGCUCUACAGGGAUGUGAUGCUGGAGACCUGCAGGAACCUGGCCUCCCUGGACUGUUGCACUCAAGUUAACCCUUUUGGAUCAGGGACUCAGCUGAAUAUUUUGGAGAAUGAACUAUCCAGUGAAGAUAAAAUAGUAACAUUUACAAGAAAUGAUUCCUGGGCUCUUUUUGGAUUAAACUGGGUAUUCCAUCACAUCGGAGAUCAGUCCCAGUCCCAGGAGAGGUGUUUGAGAGGUCAUUUGGUGGAGCGGGUCUGUGAAAGCAGUGAAGAUAAUCGACGUGGAGAAACCAGAAGGCAGAUGACAAGUCUUACCGUGCGUGAGGAUCGUCCUAGUGGAGACAAGUCCUGUCACUGCGCCAAGUGUAGAGAAGCCUUCACAGAUGGUUCUUUCCCUGAGAAUCCACAAAGAUCCCACCCUGGACACAAACCUAGUCCCCGUGAGGAACGUGGGUCGGCCUGCAGCUGUGUCUCGAGCCCCAGCCCUCACGUGGACCCAGGCCUUGGAGAGAAACCUUAUGAACCUCAGGACACUGGGGGAGCUUCGAAGAGAGACUUGAAGAGUCACGGUAGUAAACAGUCGUUAGAGUGCCAGAAGUGUGGGAAAACUUUCCCUUGCAGGUCGUCCUUUCGGGGUCACGUGAGGGGUCACUGUGGACAGAGAGUCCAUGCGUGUGACGUGUGUGGGAAAGCCUUCACGUAUCAGUCUUACCUUACACGUCACGUGAGAACUCACACUGGGGAGAGACCCUAUGAAUGUGUGGAGUGUGGGAAAGCCUACAGUUGCCUCUCGUAUUUUCGAGAACAUGUGAGAACUCACAGUGGAGAGAAACCCUAUGAAUGUCAGCAGUGCGGGAAGACGUUCAAGUAUCCCGCGUCCUUGCAAGGACACAUGACGACACACACUGGAGAGAGACCGUAUCUCUGUCAGCAAUGUGGGAAAGCCUUCGGUUGUCCCAAGUACUUCAGGAGACACGUGAGAACGCACAGUGGACUGAAACCCUAUGAAUGUACGUUAUGUGGGAAAGCCUACAGUUGUUCCUUAUCCCUUCGAGAACAUGUCAGAACUCACAGUGAAGAGAGACCCUACCAAUGUCAGCAGUGUGGGAAGGCCUUCAGACAUCCUCGCUAUUUCCAAAGACACGUGAGGAUGCACAGUGGCGUGAAACCCUACGAGUGUAAGGAGUGUGGGAAAGCGUACAGCAGCUCCACAUCGCUGCAGGAGCACGUGAGGACACACACCGGGGAGAGGCCCUUCGAGUGUCCACAGUGCGGGAAGGCCUUCACUCGUCACUCCUCCCUUCAAGGACACGUGAGGGCACACAGUCUGGAGAAACGUUACGAGUGUGCACAAUGCGGGAAGGCCUUCCGUUGGUCCUCGUCCUUACAAAAACACGUGAGGACACAUAGUGAAGAGAGACCCUAUGAAUGUCAGCAGUGCGGCAAAGCCUUCUGGUACCCCGCCAACCUGAGAGCCCACGUGAAGACACACACUGAGGAGAGACCCUACGAGUGUCCACACUGUGGGAAAGCCUUCAGCUGUCACUCCUCUCUUCAGGUACACGUGCGAAAGCACAGCGGGGUGAAACCCUAUGAGUGUCAGGAGUGCGGGAAGGCCUUCUGGUAUCCCGUGAACCUGCGAGCACACGUGAGGACGCACACCGGGGAGAGACCCUACGAGUGUCAGCAGUGCGGGAAGGCCUACAGGUGCCCCGCGAACCUGCGGGUCCACGUGAGGACGCACACCGGGGAGAGACCGUACGAGUGUCAGCAGUGCGGGAAGGCCUUCAGGUAUCCGGCCAACCUGCGAGCCCACGUGAGGACGCACACUGGGGAGCGACCCUACGCGUGUCAGCAGUGCGGGAAGGCCUUCAGGUACCCGACCAACCUGCGAGCCCACGUGAGGACGCACACUGGGGAGAAACUCUGAAUGGAAGGACUGUGGGAAAGCCUUCACUUGUCCUUAAGAUCGUGUAUAUCCAGUCAGACACACUGGCAGGAAGCCUUAUGAAUGUACAGACUGGUGGGAAACCUUUAGGUAUAGUUCCUCGUAUAGUUUGUACAUAAAAACUCAGGGCUGGACAGCGGUCUCUCUUUGUUAUAAACAUGGUUGUGCCUUGUAAGUGCCUCGUCCCUAACGGGGAUCCCCAUCAUAUUAAUUUCCACUGCAUGUUGCCAGGAGGAACCCCUGAGAUCAAAUAUUCCUCUCUGUGCCCUUUGUAUGAGAUAUAUUUUGUUACUUCACACAUGAAAAUUGUAGAGUUAUAUAAAAUUUCUCCUUUCCGUGACGAUGUCUUUGGGCCCCAGGGGUGACAAGUGAUGUGUGUGUAUAUCUCGCCCUCUCUUGUGGAGACUGGAAACCCCGACUCUGUAUCUGCCCUUCCUUCCAGUCUUCAUGACUGAAUGAUGGAUCCUCACGUUUGCUUACUGCCGCUGUACGCCACAGCUCCGCGCCCCACAGAAAUGAGUGAACGUGCAGGGCUGCGGCGCGAGGACGGUCUCCUCUGGUUGUGUUCCGGUUUCGGCCCCUGCUGAUCGCUCUUCAUCUUGGUGGUUCAUCAGUCAUGAUGGCGUUAAGAAGAGAAACCCUGUGGUGUGAAGAUGAAAGCUGGCUUCUGGCUGGUUCCACUGAACUUCGUUGUGAGUGUGGUGAGGUGGGAGACCAUGUGUCCCAGAGUCCUCCUCUCUGUGAUUCUGAGGUGAAGGCCGUGAGGACAGAAACCGCGUGACGAAGCCAUGCUUUUCCGGCAGGAGACAGAGAUGCGUGGGGACCCACAUGGGCUUGGGUCACAGCGCAUCUUCUCGAUUACUGAUCUGUCGUCUGGAACAGCCUCCAACCUGACACAGGUUUGACAUCCGUUUUUGUUCGGUAGCACACUCCAGACACUUCUCCACGAGCUCUCCUGUGAUGGACCAGCUCGGUUUUCAGGUCCACAUGGUUCCUUGUGCUGCCCUGUGGCUCCUUGUGUCCGUGAGGCCACCUCUUCAGGGCGCCGUGUGUAGGGGUGUCUCUCAUCCUGGCACCGUUCAUCUCCCGUGCUGUUUCUACCGCAUGAUUUCUGUGGUGAGCAUCCUGUCCCUCUCAGGAUAGAUCUGCGUCCUGCCUCCCCCCGACGGAAUUAAUGCUGCAGCCUCAGAUGCGGGAAACCUCCUUCCCUUGUUGCACUGUAGAGAGGCUCCAGUAACCCUGUAUUUCUUCCUUCUGGAUGUUUCUAUAAUUGGAAUAAGCACUUGUGAGUGUAUGGCAGUUUGUGGCAAUUCUCACCAAUAGCUGACGGCUGACUGCUAUCUAAGAGAUAAACCCAGUAUGCUUAAUUCCUUUCUGUUGAAAGAUGUAACUUCCCAGGGUGUUUUUUUUUUUUUUUUUAAACUCGUAAUUCAGAACAGUGGUUUUAUCUUUGUUUUGUCAAGUGUGUUUCUCUCCAUUGUUUCAUGGAAACCACAUUACUGAGAUUUUCAAAUCUGUUGCAUACUUGCAAAUGAUAGGAUGUUUUAUGUCCUCUAUUAUUUUUUUAAGAUUUUAUUUAUUUGAGCAAGAAAGAGAGUGAGCAUGAGCAGGGAGCCUGAUGCGGGACUUGAUCCCAGGACCCUGAGAUCAUGACCUGAGCUGAAGGCGGACGCUUCACUGACUCAGCUGCCCAGCCACCCCUCACAACUGAGUUCUUUUAAAAUAUCCCGUUCGGGGCGCAUGGGUGGCUCAGUGGGUUCAGCCUCUGCCUUUGGCUCAGGUCAUGAACCCAGGGUCCUGGGAUCGAGCCCCGCAUCUGCUUGGCUUGGAGCCUGCAUCCCCCCCGCCCCCCUGCCUGCCUCUCUGCCUACUUGUGAUCUCUGUCUGUCAAAUAAAUAAAGAUUUUUUAAAAA
Messenger RNA from Mustela lutreola (European mink), 4179 nucleotides. RefSeq names its product zinc finger protein 77-like. The coding region runs from base 242 to 2248 and encodes 668 amino acids. Gene Ontology annotation, biological process: regulation of DNA-templated transcription. NCBI's taxonomy places the organism in Eukaryota, Metazoa, Chordata, Mammalia, Carnivora, Mustelidae. The record is from RefSeq and is a predicted model, not a curated record. The transcript is spliced from 4 exons.